This is a messenger RNA of Impatiens glandulifera, 3840 nucleotides long. Its product is annotated as cellulose synthase A catalytic subunit 2 [UDP-forming]-like. NCBI's taxonomy places the organism in Eukaryota, Viridiplantae, Streptophyta, Magnoliopsida, Ericales, Balsaminaceae. Gene Ontology annotation, molecular function: cellulose synthase (UDP-forming) activity. Gene Ontology annotation, biological process: plant-type primary cell wall biogenesis; cellulose biosynthetic process. Bases 400 to 3612 code for a protein of 1070 amino acids. The record is from RefSeq and is a predicted model, not a curated record. Gene Ontology annotation, cellular component: trans-Golgi network; plasma membrane. The transcript is spliced from 15 exons.
CGCUUUUGUUCACAGUUCAUCUGUUUCUCUCUCUCUCUCUCUGAAGUGACUCCCAACGAUAUCAGAGCUGUGUAUUAUCUUGCAACAGAAGACUAUAAACUUGACUUCUUUUGACUCAAAACCUAAUUAUUAGAUUCAUCCAAGAAGAAGAAGAGACUAGUGAAGAUUAUCAUCCAUCGGUGGAACUGGAAGGAAGAACUAAACUGUCAAAGAAAGCCAUUGCCAAUUUGAAAUCUGCAAUCUGCACAUACACACCGUGGGUCCUACACCAGCAUUCUCUCUUAAGACGACUGACUAUACGUAUUGAACUAUCGAUCUCAAUCCCUACUAUACAUUGAAGAAGAAAGGGAUACGUUUCUAUUGAAUGAUUUUUAUCAUCCUUUUGCGAUUUGAUUCGAUAUGGCGCCUGGAGGGAAGCUUGUGGCGGGUUCUCACAACAGAAAUGAGUUCGUAGUCAUCAAUGCAGAUGAUAUUCGAACAAGAGUUAACUCUGUUCAAGAAUUGAGUGGGGAAACAUGUCAAAUUUGUGAUGAUGCUGUUGAGAUUGUAGACAGUGAGCUCUUUGUUGCCUGCAACGAAUGUGCUUUCCCUGUUUGUAGAGCUUGCUAUGAAUAUGAGAGGCGUGAAGGGAACCAAGUUUGUCCCCAGUGUAAAACACGAUACAAACGAAUCAGAGGCAGUCCUAGGGUUGAAGGUGAUGAAGAAGAAGAUGACUUUGAUGAACUGGAUGAGCUUGAAUUUGGGAAGCUUGAUUCCAAUGGUUCACGUGCAUUUGGAACAACAGUAUCUGGUAAUGACGGUCAAAUUAGGGCAGCUGGUUCAUUGGCCCAUUUUGGACUUGAUUGUCCUCUUAUUCCUCUCUUGACAUAUGGUGGAGAGAAUGCUGAUAUUUCAUCUGUUGAACAUGCUCUUGUUAUCACGGGAUAUGAAGUUGUGUCUGCUCAACCUAGACCAAUGGCUCCAGAGAAAGAUAUUGCGGUUUAUGGAUAUGGCAGUGUAGCAUGGAAGGACAAAAUGGAGGAAUGGAAGAAAAGGCAGAGUGAUAAACUUCAGGUGGUCAAUAAUGAAGGUCAAAGUUCUGGGGGUGGGGAGCUGGAUGAUACUGAUUUACCAAUGAUGGAUGAGGGCAGGCAGCCACUGUCAAGGAAAAUACCUAUAUCGUCAAGCAAGAUCAGCCCAUAUAGACUAAUCAUUAUCCUUCGUCUUGUAGUUCUGGGCUUCUUCUUUCAGUAUAGAUUACUGAACCCCGUUCAUGAUGCAUAUGCUUUAUGGUUGAUAUCUGUUAUUUGUGAAAUAUGGUUUGCUUUAUCAUGGAUUCUAGAUCAAUUCCCAAAGUGGUGCCCAGUAGAGCGAGAGACAUAUCUGGAUCGUCUAUCACUCAGAUAUGAGAAAGAAGGGCAUCCUUCUAAGUUGGCUGAUAUAGAUAUCUUUGUGAGCACAGUUGAUCCGAUGAAAGAACCUCCACUAAUCACUGCAAACACAGUUCUUUCCAUUCUUUCUGUGGAUUAUCCAGUUGGAAAAGUUUCAUGCUAUGUCUCAGAUGAUGGUGCUGCUAUGCUUACAUUUGAAGCACUUUCAGAGACUUCUGAAUUUGCAAGGAAAUGGGUUCCAUUUUGCAAAAGAUUUAAUAUCGAGCCUCGUGCACCAGAAUGGUACUUCUCUCAGAAGAUUGAUUAUCUGAAAAAUAGUGUUCACCAGUCAUUUGUGACGGAACGUCGUAAGAUAAAGAGGGAAUAUGCUGAAUUCAAAGUAAGAAUAAAUUCAUUGGUAUCAAUGGCACAGAAAGCUCCCGAAGACGGAUGGACGAUGCAGGAUGGAACUCCAUGGCCCGGUAACAAAGUUCAGGACCAUCCUGGUAUGAUACAGGUAUUUCUUGGCAGUGAUGGUAUUGGCGAUAUUGAUGGAAAUGAAUUACCUCGUCUUGUCUAUGUUUCCCGUGAGAAGAGGCCUAGUUUUGAUCAUCACAAGAAGGCUGGUGCUAUGAAUGCUCUGGUGCGGGUUUCGGCGAUAUUAUCAAAUGCACCUUAUAUCUUGAAUGUUGACUGUGAUCACUAUAUUAACAAUAGCAAAGCACUAAGAGAAGCCAUGUGUUUCCUUAUGGACCCAAUUUCUGGAACUAAUAUUUGUUAUGUUCAGUUCCCUCAACGAUUUGAUGGAAUUGAUCGCCAUGAUAGAUAUUCAAACCGGAACGUGGUGUUCUUCGAUAUUAACAUGAAGGGAUUGGACGGAUUACAAGGACCGAUAUAUGUUGGGACUGGAUGCGUUUUCAGAAGGAAAGCACUUUACGGGAACAAUGCUCCUGUCACAAAGAAGCCUCCUGGUAAAGCUUGUAACUGUUUUCCGAAAUGGUGUUGCCUAUGUUGUGGAACCAGAAAGAAUAAGAAAGGGAGAAUCAUUAAGGGGGACAAAAAGAAGAAAAUGAAGCAAAGGGAUGCAUCAAAGCAAAUACAUGCACUCGAAACGAUCGAAGAAGGAAUUGAAGGGGAAAAUACAGAAUUUCUAAAGCAAUCACACGAGAAGCUACUGAAAAAGUUUGGGCAAUCACUUGACUUCAUUAAUAUGUCGCAAUUAGAUGAUGGAGGUAUUCCUCAAGUUGGUGAAUCUGCGACGAAUCUGUUGAGAGAAGCAAUUCAUGUCGUCAGCUGUAGCUAUGAAGACAAGACAGAAUGGGGUAAAGAGGUUGGUUGGAUAUAUGGGUCUGUGACAGAGGAUAUUCUAACAGGAUUUAAGAUGCAUUGCCAUGGCUGGCGGUCUGUUUACUGUAUGCCAAAGCGAUCUGCAUUCAAAGGAUCAGCUCCUAUUAACCUUUCAGAUCGUCUACACCAGGUUCUUCGAUGGGCUCUUGGAUCUGUGGAGAUCUUCCUAAGUAAACACUGUCCUAUCUGGUAUGGUUAUGGAGGUGGAUUAAAGUGGUUGGAACGAUUCUCCUAUAUAAACUCUGUUUUAUAUCCAUUGACUUCCAUUCCAUUGCUCGUUUACUGUACGUUGCCAGCUGUAUGCCUUCUCACCGGAAAAUUUAUUGUCCCCGAGAUCAGCAACUACGCAAGUAUACUAUUCAUGGCCCUCUUCAUGUUAAUCGCUGCCACAAGCAUUCUCGAAAUGCAAUGGGGAGGAGUCGGAAUCGACGAUUGGUGGAGAAACGAGCAGUUUUGGGUAAUUGGCGGCGUUUCAUCCCAUCUUUUCGCCCUCUUCCAAGGUUUACUCAAAGUCUUAGCAGGUGUGAACACGAAUUUCACAGUAACUUCUAAAGGAGGAGAUGAUGGUGCAUUUUCCGAGCUUUACCUAUUCAAAUGGACCUCGCUUUUAAUCCCGCCAACAACUCUACUCAUCUUGAAUGUGGUUGGCGUAGUUGUUGGGAUUUCAAACGCGAUAAACAAUGGAUACGAUUCGUGGGGGCCGUUGUUUGGUAGGUUGUUUUUUGCCAUAUGGGUAAUUAUGCAUCUUUAUCCUUUCCUGAAGGGAUUACUUGGGAAACAAGAUAGAAUGCCCACGAUUAUAUUGGUUUGGUCGAUUCUGCUGUCUUCUAUAUUGACUCUUUUGUGGGUGAGAAUUAACCCGUUUGUAUCGAGAGACGGUCCUGUGCUUGAAAUAUGUGGGUUGAAUUGUGACUGAUUCUUUUUUUUUUUUUUUUUCAAUUGAACUAGAAUAUAACACAAAAGAUAUUAUCGGGUAUGGGAAAUGUUCAAUUGUAAAAGGGUUAGCAGUCAGUCGGGUUUAUGGUUAACAAAAAAACACUUUUUCUUUUCUUUCAAGGAAAUUGUGUAGAAUAAAUGUGUACAUAUAUGUACAGACAGACAGAUAUUGGUCCUUAUACAACAAGAUAUUUUGAGUUUUGCAUAA